AUGGCGCCCUCGGCCGUCGACGAUCCGGCUGAUGCCGCCUUAAAGGCCAAGAUGCCCGGCGAAAAAAAGUACCCUCCCGCCAACAUCUUCCCCGUCAAGGAGACGCGCUUCGAGCAGUACAUUGAGCCCCAACCCGAAGGGCGCAGGAAAGCCCUCGACCAAGGGGGCGAUGCUGCCAUUGUCAUUGAUAAUGGAUCUUCUGCCGUCAGGGCCGGAUGGUCAUUCGAUUCAUCCCCACGCUUCACCUUGCCGCCCAUCAUGGCUAAGUAUCGUGAUCGCAAGCUGGGCAAGACCUUCUCCUUCGCUGGGUCCGACUGCUACGCCGACACGACGGCUCGAGGCCACAUCCGCAACGCCUUCGAGGCCGGCACGGGAAUCGUCAGCAACUGGGACGUCAUGGAGCACGUCCUCGACUACACCUUUCUCAAGCUGGGCAUGAACGACGCCGAAGGAGCCAUCGAUGUGCCCAUUGUCAUGACCGAGGCUGUUGCCAACCUGCCUUACUCGAGGAAAUCCAUGACGGAAAUCAUCUUUGAAUGCUACGGCGCACCAUCGGUAGCCUACGGCAUCGACUCCCUCUUCUCGUACCGAUACAACAAGGGCAGCACGGGCCUGGUGGUGUCUUCGUCGUACAGCGCCACGCACGUGAUACCCGUCUACGACAGCAAGGCCAUGCUGGGCCAGGCCACGCGGCUGAACUGGGGCGGCUAUCACAUGGCCGAGUACCUCCUGAAGCUGAUACGGCUCAAGUACCCGGCCUUCUCCGGCAAGAUCAACGUGUCGCAGGCGGAGCACAUGAUCAAGGACCACUUCUACGUGUCGCAGGACUUCGACACCGAGGUUGCGAGCUACCUGGACUGGACCGGUCUGGAGGACCGCGACGUGGUGAUGCAGUACCCCUUCACGGAGGAGGUGGUGGUGCAGAAGAGUCAGGAGGAGCUGGAGCGUAUCGCCGAACGCAAGAAGGAGAGCGGGCGGCGGCUGCAGGAGCAGGCGGCCAAGAUGCGGCUGGAGCGGCUGAUGAAGAAGGAGAACGACCUCGAGUACUACCGGCGGCUGCAGGCGCGGCUCGAGGGCGAGACCAAGAAGGAGACGCGGCGGCAGCUGGACAGCCACGAGAUCCGCGACGAGGCGGAGCUGGACAAGAUGAUACGCGAGCUGGAGCGCAACGUCAAGAAGGCGCGCACCAAGGACCUGGGCGGCGACCCGGAGGAGAACGACGAGGCCCCACCCGACUUCAGCCUGCUCGAGGUGGCGGACGAGGAGCUGGACGAGGCGCAGAUCAAGCAGAAGCGGCAGCAGCGGCUGCUCAAGUCGAACCACGAGGCGCGGGCGCGCGCCAAGGCGGAGAAGGAGGCGGAGAAGGCGCGCGUGGCCGAGGAGGAGCGUCUGGACCGGGAGCGUCGCGAGAACGACCUGGCGGCUUGGCUGGAGGACCGGCACCAGGAGCGGGCCGACGUCAUGGCUCGGAUCCGCGAGCGCGACCGGCUGAAGCAGGACCUGGGAAACCGCAAGUCGCUGGCGUCGCAGAUGCGCAUGAAGGAGAUUGCCAACCUGGCGUCGGACGCGCCGGCCAAGAAGCGCCGCCGGGGCGGCGACGACGACGACUUCGGCGCCAACGACGACGACUGGGGCGUGUACCGCCAGAUCGCCGUGGGCGAGAACUCGGACGACGAGCACGAGGAGGAGGACCUGCAGGCCACGCUGCGCGCGCUGGAGAGGGACCUGCUCCGGUACGACCCGCACUUCGACUACGAGCAGACCCUGGACGCCCAGUCCGACUGGUCGCGCAGCCUGCUGCACGCCUUCGCCCGCGGGCCCCGGCCCUUCGACCCGUCCUCGCAGGCCGAGCUGAGCCAGGUCCACCUCAACGUCGAGCGCAUCCGCGUCCCCGAGGUCCUCUUCCGCCCCUCCAUCGCCGGCGUCGACCAGGCCGGCCUCGUCGAGAUAGCCGGCAACAUACUCAACCAGAGGCUCGCCGCCGCCGUGGGCAGCGCCGACGCCGUCCACGACACCUUUGUGCGGGACGUCUUCCUCACCGGAGGUGCCACCCUCUUCCGCGGCCUGGACGACCGCAUCCGCUCCGAGCUGAGGGCCCUGCUGCCCACACACGCGCCCCUCGCCGUCCGCAAGGCGGGCGACCCCCUCAACGACGCCUGGAGGGGUGCCGCCCAGUGGGUCGGAUCCGACGCCUGGAAGGCUGCUACCAUUUCUAGGCAGGAAUAUCAGGAGAAGGGCGCAGAGUACAUCAAG
Molecule: messenger RNA, 2253 nt
Organism: Geosmithia morbida
Lineage: Eukaryota; Fungi; Ascomycota; Sordariomycetes; Hypocreales; Bionectriaceae
Product: actin-related protein 5
Exons: 3
Biological process (GO): regulation of DNA-templated transcription
Cellular component (GO): Ino80 complex; cytoplasm
Source: RefSeq, a predicted model, not a curated record